Naumovozyma dairenensis CBS 421 is the source of this 2478-nucleotide messenger RNA. It is a transcript of the gene RSC3, whose product is annotated as Rsc3p. Gene Ontology annotation, molecular function: DNA-binding transcription factor activity, RNA polymerase II-specific; zinc ion binding. The transcript has a single exon. Bases 1 to 2478 code for a protein of 825 amino acids. Gene Ontology annotation, biological process: positive regulation of transcription by RNA polymerase II. Lineage: Eukaryota; Fungi; Ascomycota; Saccharomycetes; Saccharomycetales; Saccharomycetaceae. Gene Ontology annotation, cellular component: nucleus. The record is from RefSeq and is a predicted model, not a curated record.
AUGGAUAUUCGCGGUAGAAAAAUGAGAAAACCACCUGCCUGUGUGCAGUGUCGUAAAAGAAAGAUUGGUUGUGAUCGUGUCAAACCAAUCUGUGGUAAUUGUAGCAAGACAAAUAAAGGUGAUUGUUUCUUUCCCGAUGUUCCAGGUAGAUAUGUUCCAGCUCAUGCCAAGGGACCUGCCAAAUUGCUAACACCUCCUCAAGGCGGUUCAUCAUCAAGAGGUGAUUCUUUGUCUUCCACAUUACAUCAUAAUCCUGAAUUAGCUUCCCUGGAACAAUUGAGAGAAUAUAAUACUCGUCUACAAUUACUAAAUGGUAGUCAAGACCAAACAGAUUCACCAAUGUCAACUAAUUUCACUCAAUUCCUUCCAAGAUCCAUACCCAAUAUGGAUAAUAAGACAGUUUCUUCGAUUAAUGAUAAUUCUGCCAACUUGAAUUGGAUCCAAGGCCCUGCACUUUUUGAUGAAAUGCCCACUCCAUAUACACAAGAAGAGGUUGUAAUGAAAGAAAUCGAUUUUUUAAAGAGUAGAUUAUUAGAAUUACAAGAUAUAACCGGCAAGAAAAUUCCAGGUUUGAAUUUAUCGUGGAAGGAUCUUUCUAGGAAACAGAAUAAUAAUGGUACUAUUGAUAGUAUUGGUAACGAGAAAAAAAGGAAACUAGAGACAGAAGAUAAUUUGCACUUCGAUAUCUUAUACAACACCAUCGAUGAAUUCAGAGAUUUGGAUCCACAAUUCUUGGAUUUCAACCAAAUAUUUAACGUCUUCGACCUCAACGAUUCUCAGUUUAAAUCUUCAAUUCCCAUGCGAGACUUACCAAAUUCUAUAUUCACUUCUAAUUUUUUGAUUUCCCGUGAUACAUUCCUAAAAGGGUUCCAUAAUACCUUUGAAAAUAUUGUCACUUCAAAGUUUGAAAAAAAUCAUCAAAAAUGGUUGGAAAAUUUAGAAAAUUCCCCAAUCUUGCAAUUGACAAAACAUGACGAAAUAAAAUUCCCAGAACUAUCUUUAAUCAAACAUCUAAUCACCAAAUAUACAUCCAUCGUCUUGGAAUCUGAAGCAUUGAUCCCUAAUCUAAAACCAAAUGAAUUAUUACAGGCUCUGGAUACUUUAUUUGUCUCAAAUUCAUUUAAUCCAGACAGUUUAAGUAUCGAAAAAUUAGUUACAUAUGGUAGAUUAUCCAUCCUGUUAUUAUUAACGUACAACUCCUUAGUGUCAACAGUGAUAGUCCCCUUACAACCUACUGAAUUGGAAAAUGUUAAAGCUUUGAAAGAUUCACUUAAUGACUUAAAGAAAAAUCUGUAUCUCAUAAAGAUUGAACUACAAAUGAGAAAUACUUCCAAGAAUUAUGAAGACGUUAUUAAAUUUGAGGCCUUGCUAAAAUAUUACCAGACGGUGACUUCAAUAGAAAUGCAAACUGUAGGAACUUCUGUUGAUUAUGACGAAGAUGUACAUUUAUCCCAACAUAUAUCAUUAAAUCAUGAACAGACUAACGAGAGCUUAAUUUUAUUUUGGAAUUUUAUUUAUAGAGAAUACUGUUACAGACAUUUAUUUAAAGGUGAAAUCCCGCUUUUAACACAAGGUCAAAGAUCAAAUUCUGCCCCAAUUUUGGAUCCUAUAUUAACAGUUGAUUAUCCAUUACUAAAUAUAACUAGUGAAAUUGUUCGAUAUUUACAAACAAAGGACCAAUUAAUAUCCUUGGAAAAAGUUCUUCACUUGAAGGAUAUUUUCAAACUUAAAUAUGAUGAAGCACAGAAGAAAGCUGGGACAUUACCAACACUGAUUGAUGGUAUAGUGAACAGUCUAUUAUAUCGCAAUACUACAUUAUAUUUGACAUAUUAUCUGUUAUUACAAUAUGAAAAAUUGAAAGACAGCGGAAGAUAUUUCGAAACAUACAAAGAGUUUUUAAAUUUUUCACAGGAAACUUUAUUCUUUAUUUUUUCCAAUUUGGCCAAUUUAAGAUUUGCAGGAUAUGAAUUUAUCUAUACCAAUAAGGCUUUCGUGCUGGUGGAAAGUCUUUCCGAAAUGCUACUAAGUUUAAUUCAACGUUCUUUCUAUGCAUUUGAUACCAACUCAGAAGCAAUCCCAUUAAAUGAAUCGUUGAGAACUGAGACGAAGAACCAUUCGGCUGCGUUAUCAUUGAUCGUUAGGAAAAUCUUAAUGUUGUUACAAGACUAUUCUAAAAAUUGUAGGGAAGUCAAUCCAUACAUUAACAGAUUGUUCAUAAGGCUUACCUCAAUGUUAGAGUAUAUAUCAUUGCUUGAAGCUACUCAAAAUCCAGAGAACAGCGGAUCAGGAAAUGAAUCAGUUAAGUCUAUUAAAGCUGGUCUUUUAGGAGAAGUUAAUGCAUUCGAGCAAUUAGAACAAUCUGAUAUAGCAAGGGCGACAGCUAGACUUCAAGCCAUCUCUGAAUCGUUGAUUAAAGCAGUACUUUUAUUCUACAAGACAACCAUUCAAAGCAAGCAGUGCAGUAAACUUUCGGUUUAA